Leptinotarsa decemlineata (Colorado potato beetle) is the source of this 6616-nucleotide messenger RNA. It is a transcript of the gene puf, whose product is annotated as ubiquitinyl hydrolase 1 puf. Gene Ontology annotation, biological process: protein deubiquitination. The record is from RefSeq and is a predicted model, not a curated record. Lineage: Eukaryota; Metazoa; Arthropoda; Insecta; Coleoptera; Chrysomelidae. Gene Ontology annotation, molecular function: cysteine-type deubiquitinase activity. Gene Ontology annotation, cellular component: nucleus; cytosol.
GUUUCUUGGAGACGUUUCAAAAUGGUGGAUAUUUGUCAUUAAAACUCCCGAGUAUAGACAAACAAAAGGUCUAUUCCAAAACUUUGUAAAGACGUUUUGGAAUAAAAUAAACUGACAUGGGAAAUAUAUGAGCGUUAUUUUAGGAAACAUUAAAAUGUGUGACGCGUGUUCAGACUUCCUACAACUUCUCAUUUCAUAUGAGCCCCAGUUUUGUAGGGAAACGAACGAGCAGCCUAUUUUGACUAAUAGAGAUGUAGAUAUUGUAUAUGUAUAUGUUCAGACUUGGCCAACUAGGCAGUGCAUGUGUUGUUACCGUGACCCAAAAAACCUUGAACGGUUUAGCUAUGUCACCCAGGGCCUCAUUUAUAUGGCAGCGAGUCAGUUGAAAUGCCUCUCAGACAAAGAGCCUGCGACUGAUAAAAGAAAAGAAGAUGAGCCUGACAAAAAGCACAAAAGCAAUAAACAUUCAGAGGACGAAAAAGAGAAUCCAGAAGUUAUAGAAAGGGAUAAACUAUUGAUAUUGGUUUCUAAAAUAUUUUUACUGAAUUUUCCUUUGUAUGUAGCAUACAAACACACAAUUCAGGCCAAGUUGGAUGAAUUGACCCAACAAGAGAUGCAGAAUCUGAAUUUGUUUUGCGAUUUGCACGAUUCAGAGAUUCCAAUUUACCUCCUAAAGAACGUUAGUUGGUUCUGCAAAAUGGGUGGGCUUUUAGCAAUGACGACAUGCUUCACGAAACUCACUCCCGAGUUACUGCCAGUCUCUACUGCACAUGCGAUGAUAUCUGUUGUUUGUAAUUUAAAACUAUGGAUGAACUAUAAGAGCAUGGUCUCCAUGCUGGUACCAUUGCGUUCCUGUGUUCUGCGGUACAUGUGUAAACUAUCAGAUCAAGAUCUACGUACUCCAACUAUUAAGAGCAUGGCUGAUUUCAUGUGGAACGCCAUAAAAGAUCCGCUUGAUUCGCCGGUAGCAUUCGACCUGGACGGUCUGGAUUUGGCUUUCAAAUAUUUCACGUCAACCACUCUGACGAUGCGUCUAGCAGGGAUAACUCAAAUCAACAAUCAAAUCGGCGUCCUCGCGGAAAUAUGCGUGGGCGAAUCUUUACCGGAGGCGGAGGCAGCGCCGAGACAUAUGGCAGACUGGCUCAUUAGCAACAACAUAAUUUCACACAUAUUCGGCCCCAAUCUGCACGUUGAGGUUAUCAAGCAGAGUCAUAUUAUUCUGAACUUUUUGGCAAUGGAGGGGAGGAUAACUUGCGAGCACAUGGACGUCAUUUGGGCAGCUGCUCAGCUGAAGCAUUGCUCAAAACCGGUUCACGAUUUGUUGCCUGGUCUUGUGAAACAUUUAGCUGCAGCACCAACUCUACAUUUGUACAGUUUACUUACUAAACUGGAACCGAAGGAUCACACAGAGCAGACAUUAUAUUUAGCAUCCGCUCUUAUAAAAGCAAUCUGGUCCAGAGGAAGUGGUGCUCCCGAAAUAGGGAUGAUCAACGUGGCAACAUCAGGUGCAGGAAUUGCUAUGCACAAGUGUUCUUCAUCUGAGAACAGCGUCAGCUUAGACCCAACUAACUCAGAAGAAGAUCAUGGAGAUAGUUCAGCUCAGUCAGAAAGUCACAAAACCGAUAGCGAGGACAUUGAUGGGGUUGAAAUCGAUGAAGAUGAAACAGGACAGCUCGUAGAUAACAACGGACCUCCUCCUUGCAAAUUGGCCAAGAAGCAGAUUAUGGAGAGAGCUCAUUGCGAAGGCAGCAGUACUGAUACUGAAUUGGAUGGCAUUCCAAUCAAAACUCCAGAGUCGAACAAAUCGAAGUGGACAGGACAAAUGAAAUCUAAGAACGAGAAAAGAGCACAUGUUCGUAAAAAAAUUCUAACAAAUCUGAACGUUCUUCCGGAAAGUGUAGAGGCGGGUCCAUCUAGCUCUUCGCAAGACGAGGCUGAUGUGGAGGACUCGCCAUCCAAAAUGAGAAAAAGGAGAAAACUAUUGAGGAAAACUAGAGUGAAACGACAAAAAGGUAGUCACAAACGAUCAUCCAGGGCCGUUGGUAUAGAAACACUCAGCGAAGUUGAUGUUGACAGCGACCACGAUAUUAAGGGUACUCUUAAUAUGACAAAUGACGUCUUAGUGCUUCCAUCACAAAUGAACGACCUAGUCGAUAUUGAUCUGAAACCAGCUGCUUACCUGGAGGAGAGUUCUUCCUGCAGCGAACUCGGCAAAGAAAGCCACGACGGAGCUUGCGCAAAUUUUCUCUCUUUACAUGCCAGAGGAGGGCAUAUUCUGGAGAUGCUCAGUGGCGAAGAGGCUGAAGUUGAGGGAGACGCUGAAGGCAGCUAUUCUUCGAGGAUGAGCAACAAGUCAGAGAAAAACAUGGCGGAUUUCGAUGGAGAGGAUUCAGUUUGUGAAGAGGAGUUGGCUCGUUUGACUGAUCAUGCACAUAUGAAUAUUCACGUUUUCAAUCAUUCUCCUGAAAAGUCACCUAUUAGAGUAGACCCUCGUAUGUCUGCUUGUUUUAAAGUGGACAAUGUUUGCCAACCAGGCAAUACUUUAUUGUGGGAUUUACUCCAGGAUGAUAAAAUUUGUCAGCUGGGAGAAGGACUAGCAUUAGAAGCUGAGAAGACGUUGUGCAAUUUAAUCUGUUACACACCUGACAAAGAAAUACGCAUGAAAUUCAUUGAGGGUUGUCUAAAUAAUCUAGCAAACAACGUGUCCGUUGUUGUAUCCCUUCGGAUGCUUCCGAAAUUAUUGACUUCUUUUCGAGGCCUAGAUAUGCACCACGUUACUCAUUGGGCCGAUCGACAACAUCACAUGAUGACGCAUUUUUUCAAUAAUUUGAAAGUCUACACAGCAAAUCCAAAUAAGUCAUUGCCAAUGUACACCCAUCAAAUGCAAGUACAAGUUCGGCUACAUUUUUUAUCUGCUGUUUUUUCGCCUGUGGUAUCACCAACUAAUUUCAAGCAUAUUUAUUUUUUGGCAGAUGUCAGUAUGGCGGCUAUUCAAUAUAUAAACAGUUACUAUAUGGGUCACAAUUUACAAUACGAAGACCAGUUCGUUUGGCAGUGCAUGACCCAUUUAAAAGCGGCUUCUGAGGAUCUGGCAUCGGCCACUGGUUCAGAAGAAGCAUCUUUGCUCUGUAUUCAGAGAGCUUUGGUGUUGAUGAAAACGCAUAUUGAAACAUUCCGCAGAAGGUAUGCUUUUCAUUUGAGGAAAUGGGCUUUGGAAGGGAAAGGUAUAGGCAGUCAUUCUGCUGCUUUGGGUGAUAGGCCUAGCACUCCUAUCAGGAUUAUUGUACAGUCUGGUAGCUCUACAGAACGGUGUUUUCUGGAUAUGCUCAAUACUGACUAUGUCGCAGAUCUCAGGGCGGAAAUAGUGAAGUGGUGCGAAGGGAUCCAACAGAUGAAGAAUGAAACUAGUGAAAAUAACAAAACGAAAACCGGCGAUACUUGGAUCAGGAUCAUAACCCAAGGGCAGGAAUUGACCAUCGAUUGUGAGGAAAAAACCUUAGCCGAAAUGGGAUUUAAAGACAACCACAUGGUCUAUAUUUCGGUGGGUAUGUCUAGAAACAUGAAAAAGAGGGAAUGCUUGGACUCUCCUUCAGUGCAACCACCUCCACCCAGGGAGUGCCUCCCGACGUUAUUGCUCCUUCAACCGAAUUAUUUCGAACAACUGUUUUCUUUGAUGCACACGUUGAGCUCCAUGAAAAUCCAAGUUAAAGGCGGGGUGAGUCCAAUCAAGUUAUUCCAGUCGCCUAAUUUUUCUGGUUGGCUGCAGAGAUUGGUAUUGGAAGACCCCGAACCAGCUGUGCGACGAGAAGCGUGCUCUGCCAUCUAUAGACUAUGUUUAGGCAUAUCAGCAAAUCGUGAACCCAUGGAAAGCAGCUUGGUAGCUCCCAUGUUGUCCCAACUGCUGCUCUAUCUGGAGAAAGCCGAAAGUAUGCGCCCUCAAAAACUAGAGGCUCUUCAAGCCCCUGAGGAAGGUAAGGAACCCUACGGACCAGCGUGCAGGGACUACUUCUGGCUCGUUUCCCGUCUCGUGGAUAGCCUUCCCGACGACUUGGUGAAAGAGAGUCUUGAAGACCCCCAGAACUGCAUAAUCGACAUUAACGGACUGGCCAACAAACUGACUAUGUCAGUCCUCUCGCGAGACUAUCUUGAAACCAGGCAUCGUACGGUCGACGACGACGGUCUAAUCGGUCUCUUGAACCUCAUCGCCAACCUGCUGAAGCACCGCCCUCCCUUCCAGACUGACAAAGGGGGCCGUGACCUACUCGAUGAGGUGUUUGAAUUCUUAUUCGCCCUACCAAACCCAAAACUACGGCACGUGCCGAAGUGCAAGUCACCUCGUUCAAGGACAGCCGCCUUCGAUCUGCUUGUAGAACUAGUGAAAGGUUCCCCUGAGAAUUAUGCGGCCUUGCACCAGAAACUGCUUCAACAACACCAGCCGGGACCGAAUUCACCCUAUCCCUGGGAUUAUUGGCCGCACGAGGACGGCAGAUCAGAGUGCGGUUAUGUCGGUUUGACCAACCUUGGUGCAACUUGUUAUAUGGCUUCAUGCAUGCAACACCUCUACAUGAUGCCGCAAGCUCGGGCCUCUAUCUUGGCCGCUAACACCGACCAAGCGAAACAUGAACCUACCCUUAGGGAGCUUCAAAGGAUGUUUGCUUACCUGCUAGAAAGUGAGCGAAAGGCAUACAACCCGCGCAGUUUCUGCAAAGUCUACACGAUGGACCAUCAACCGCUGAACACAGCCGAGCAGAAAGACAUGGCAGAAUUUUUUAUCGAUUUGGUCAGCAAGCUAGAGGAGAUGACGCCCGAUCUGAAGGAGGUAAUAAAGAACUUGUUUUGCGGUGUAAUCAGCAACAAUGUGGUUUCGUUGGAUUGCGACCAUGUCAGCCGAACGCUAGAGGAAUUUUACACGGUGCGUUGCCAGGUUGCGGAUAUGCGGAAUCUGUACGAAUCACUAGACGAGGUGACCGUGAAGGAUACACUCGAAGGGGACAACAUGUACACAUGUUCACAGUGUGGGAAGAAAGUCCGAGCAGAAAAGAGGGCUUGCUUCAAGAAGCUGCCGCAUAUUCUAUGCUUCAACACGAUGCGCUACACUUUUAAUAUGCUGACGAUGCUCAAAGAGAAGGUUAACACCCACUUCUCGUUCCCGCUGCGCUUGAACAUGGCCGGCUAUGUUGAGAAGCAACUCAUGCCACAGCACUAUCAAGAGGAGAAGCAGAAAUCGAACGACGCCGAGUUUGAGCAGUACGAGUACGAUCUAAUAGGUGUGACAGUCCACACUGGCACUGCGGACGGCGGCCACUACUACAGCUUCAUCAAGGACCGGACGGCGGGAUCGCGCGACAAAUGGUUCCUCUUCAACGAUGCCGAAGUAAAACCCUUUGACCCGAAUCAAAUCGCGGCCGAAUGCUUUGGAGGCGAGAUGACGAGCAAGACAUAUGACAGCGUCACCGACAAGUUCAUGGACUUUAGUUUUGAGAAGACAAACAGUGCCUAUAUGCUGUUUUAUGAGCGGUGCCCCGUCGACAGGGGAUCAUCAACUGCUGACGAGGCCACUUCUUCGAGAGCCCCUUCGCCCGCCGCGACGAUCGAACUCAGUAAGGAACUCGAGGAUUGGAUAUGGCGCGACAACAUGCAUUUUAUAGAGGACAAGAACAUCUUUGAGCACACAUACUUCAACUUCAUGUGGCAGAUAUGCGGGUACAUCCCGCAGACACUGCCUCCCAUCGAACCGAACGUCACGCAAAAGGCUGCGCAGCUGUCGACGACGUUCUUCAUCGAGACGUUCAUUCACGCUAAGGAGAAGCCAACGAUGGUGCAGUGGGUCGAACUGGUUACGAAGCAGUUCAAUGCUUGCCAAGAAGCCUGCAUUUGGUUCUUAGAUCACAUGGCACAAAAUACCUGGUGGCCGGUCCAAGUUCUGCUGAAAUGUCCCAACCAAAUGGUGAGGCAGAUGUUCCAAAGGCUGUGCAUUCAUGUGAUACAGCGACUGAAGCAGUCGCAAUCGAAACUAUACCUGGAAUCCGGAGAUAUGUCGGAAAUGUCUGAAAGAAAACUAGUGGAUUCCUCCAACAUCGGAAACUCUUCUUGUGUCACCCGCUUUAUCAGGAUGCUGCUGUCGCUCAUGGAGCACGGCGCGAAGGCCCACCUGAAGCACCUAACAGAAUAUUUUGGCUUCCUUUAUGAGUUCAGCAAAAUGGGCGAGGACGAAUCGAAGUUUCUGCUUGCUGUCGGUGCCAUCAACACGAUGGUCCAUUUUUAUCUUGGUCAAAAAGUCAACGACUUUGUCGACGUCAGUGAAGGUGAGGAGGAAGAAGAAGUUGUGGCUCUGCCGCCGGACAAGUACAAGCCGUUGUCUCUCGACAAGAUGAUCACACUGAUCGCAUCCUUGUUGGAGAAGAGUAGAGACGUUACUGGGAAGAUGCAGUUGAGCGAGAAAGACUACAACGCAAUAGCGGGCGGCAAAGGGUUCACAUUUCUCUACCAGCAGAUCAAAGACAACAUCAACCUGCAGCAGACGAGGAACCUGAUCCACUCGCUGUGUAAGGGGAAUAACCAGCUGGCCCAAGCUAUUAUCUGUAUGAUAUCCCAGGCGAUAUCUCGGAAUGCCGAG